AUGGCGGAUUCGCUGGGGGUGUCAGAUGAAAAAGACCCCGAAAACGACGACUACAUAGGGGUAAAAUUUUCCUGGACUGGCGCUGCGAGGUCGAAGAAGGCAAAUAUAUCUAGCUUGGCUGCGGACACGACAGAAACCCUGGGAUUCUUCGAGGAACCCGAUGUUAAAGACGAACAGCAGGAGCAUUCAGAUAUGGAUGAGUCUGAUGAGCCGUCUUUGUUGAGGUUCAUGUGUGCAGAGCUGACCAGGGGCUACUUCCUGGAACACAAUGAAGCUAAGUACACUGAGCGGAGAGAGAGAGUGUACACGUGCAUGAGGAUCCCCAGAGAACUGGAAAGGUUGAUGAUCUUUGGGUGGUUCUUGUGUCUGGAUGCCUUUCUGUAUGUGUUCACCCUGCUGCCCCUGAGAACUCUGCUGGCCUUCCUAAGGUUGUUGACUAUUCCUUGCUGUGGCCUAGGUAGCUCUCGGUUCAUGCAGCCAGCUCAGGUGUGUGACCUGCUGAAAGGUUUAAUCAUGGUGCUCUGUUACUCCAUGAUGCACUAUGUCGAUUAUGCCAUGAUGUACCACCUGAUCCGGGGCCAGUCAGUCAUCAAACUCUACAUCAUCUACAACAUGCUGGAGGUGGCAGACCGUCUUUUCUCGUCUUUUGGGCAAGACAUUCUGGAUGCACUCUAUUGGACGGCCACUGAGCCAAAGUCACAAAAGAGAGCCCACAUUGGCGUCAUUCCCCAUUUCUUCAUGGCCGUCUUUUAUGUCUUUCUGCAUGCCAUCCUCAUCAUGGUUCAGGCCUCUACUUUAAAUGUGGCCUUCAACUCGCAUAACAAAUCUCUUCUCACCAUUAUGAUGUCCAACAAUUUUGUUGAAAUCAAGGGAAGCGUGUUUAAAAAGUUUGAGAAGAACAACCUCUUUCAGAUGUCUAACAGUGAUAUUAAGGAGCGUUUCACAAACUAUGUAUUGCUUCUGAUUGUUUGCCUGAGGAACAUGGAACAGUUGUCCUGGAACACAGAUCACCUGUGGGUGCUGCUCCCAGAUGUCUUUGUGGUGAUCACUUCUGAGGUUGCAGUUGAUGUCGUCAAGCAUGCCUUCAUCACUAAAUUCAAUGACAUAACAGCUGAUGUCUACGGUGAAUAUAAAGCCAGCUUGGCCUUUGAGCUCGUCAGCAGUCGUCAACAGAAUGCAUACACAGACUACAGCGAUUCAGUGGCGCGAAGGAUGGGCUUCAUUCCACUGCCUCUGGCUGUGCUGCUGAUUCGAGUAGUGAUGAGCUCAGUGAAGAUCCAGGGUGCUCUCUCAUCUGUCUGUGUGCUUCUCUUUUAUCUUGGAUUAAUAACACUGAAAGUGUUGAACAGUAUAGUGCUGCUGGGAAAGUCCUGCCACUAUGUAAAAGAAGCCAACAUGGAGGUGAAGCAGUUUGACAGACCAACUGCUGAAAUUCCAAAACAAAAUCCCAAGAAAGCCAACCAAGCCAAAUCUCCUGCACCCAAAGACAAAAUUAAGGUUCAGCGACCCUCCACCAGCAUCACCAAGCAGCUGCCCCCAAGGGUGGGGCCUUUGCCCCCAGCUCCACCUCCUGUAUCUAAGGUGACUAGUGACCUGCCCCAAGAUUCUACCCUUAAACCAGAGGACGGCACCAGCGAGACACCAGAAUCCACUGAACUUAAACACAGAACCUCAAAAAAAAACCUUCUGGAGAUAGACCGCUUCACAAUUUGCGGCAACCGGAUCGGGUGAAUUUUAACCCAAUCACCAUAGUAACUGCUCAGGAACAAAACCUAAGACGACUCCGAAUCGGUCACCAUUGUAAAGGGGUUUUGGGCCCAGAGAGUUCUUCUGAAACUGAUAGUACUAUUAAUCUCCAACUGGAAAAUUGCUAUUUUAUCCCCUCUGCUUCUAUUCCAGCGGAAUAUCUACCAAAUUAUGUAGAGAGCGCAAGACAUUCCAAUUGAAAAUGGAGAGUCUGUUUACCCAUGGCAAGCUGGCAGAUCACAUGGUGUAGAGUCUAUUAUAUGUUCCUUUAGGAUAUGUCUCUGUCUCACACUUUAUCAUAGAGAGAACAUCCUGAACCAGUGGAAUAAACAUCUUGUAAAUUAUUCGUUGUCCUCCCACUCAAAAUUGGCCUUUGAGUCAAAACUAAGAGGCAACAUCGAAGGGAUUGUUCACCCAAAAAUAAAUGAUAAUUUACUCGCCCUCAUUUCAAGAAUUUUUAUCUCUGUGGAAAACAUAAAAACUGUUUCAAAAACAGCUUUCGCUUUCAUUGCAUUUUUUUUUUUUUCAUAAAUUGAAUGGUGACUGAGGCUAACAUUCUGUUCAACUGUUUCCUUUUGUGUUCCACGGAAGAAAGGAAGUCAUCGAGUUUGGAACAAAACAUUUUGGAUGAAUUCUCCCUUUGAAAAAGGCUUAGAGAUAGAAAACCGAUUUGAAUAAUAAACAGUUAAUAUACAACUCAUUAAAAUAAAAAGAUAAAGUUAUUUAUUCACACCCAUUUGGCUUAGAAUAAUGUGCUAACCAAUGAUGCUGCCAUUAGAAUUUAUCAGUAUGGUAAAUGUUUGUUUUUAGAAGUUGUAAAAUUUAUUGGUUCGGCUGAAGUCUGUAUUAUAACAGGUACAGUAUGAUAUACAGUAUAUUGUCAUCAUCUACUUAAAAUAUUCUUAAAACUCAUGACUGUCAGAAAGGGAAGGAUUGACUACACUAAUGUCAGGCCACUUAAUCAUUUAGUUCUGAAGUUUUUCUAUGUAUUCUAGGUAUACAAAUGUAUACAUGGUGCCAAUCCAGCUGACUGAACUUUGCACUGAUUUACCAUAUUAUCAUAAGCUGUACGGUAGAGUAUUUGUUGCUUAGUUUGUUUUGAUUAUGACAUUCACAUGUUUAUUCCAGUCAUGAAAGAGAAAAUAACUGAACUUUUGUUUCAUAUGAAGUGUAACAGUAUAAUUGGAGUUUCGUUAUUAUUUGUUUGAAUACAUUUUUGUAUUUUGAAAUUCAAAUCAUUUGUGACCAAUCAUAUACAGAGAGAUUAUAUUAUUUGAUAUACACCAAUCAGCCACAACAUUAAAACCGCCUGCCUAAUAUUGUGUAGGUCCCCCUCGUGCUGCCAAAACAGCGAAAACCUGCAUCUCAAAAUAGCAAUAUUCUUCUCCCUACAAUUGUACAGAGUGGUUAUCUGAGUUACUGUAGACUUUGCCAGUUCAAACCAGUCUGGCCAUUCUUUGUUGACCUCUCUCUCAUCAACAAGGUGUUUCCAUCCACAGAACUGCCACUCACUGGGUGUAUUUCGUUUUUGGCACCAUUUGGAGUAAAUAGAGGACUGUUGAUUGUGAAAAUCCCAGAAGAUCAGCAGUUACAGAAAUACUCAAACCAGCCCUUCUGGCACCAGCAAUCAUGCCACGCUCCAAAUCACCUAGAUCACAUUUUUCCACAUUCUGAUGGUUGCUGUGAACAUUAACUGAAGCUCCUGACCCGUAUCUGCGUUAUUUUAUGUACUGCACUGCUGCCACAUGAUUGGCUGAUUAGAUAUUCGCGUGGGUGAAUGUUGGUGUUAGAUGGGCUGGUUUGAGUAUUUCUGUAACUGCUGAUCUCCUGGGAUUUUCACACACAACAGUCUCUAGAACUUACUCAGCAUGGUGUGGAAAAAAAAAAAUCCAGUGAGUGGCAGUGCUGUGGAUGGCGCCUUUUUGUUGAAGGAGGUCAACCGAGAAUGGUCAGACUGGUAACUCAGAUAACCCCUCUGUACAAUUGUAGUGAGAAGAAGAAUAUCAUCUCUGAAUGCUAUUCUGAGAUGCGGGUUGGAGCUGUUUUGGUGGCAUGAGGGGGACCUACACAAUAUUAGGAAGGUGGUUUUAAUGUUGAGGGUGAUCAGUGUAAAAAUUUUUGUUUGUUAGUUAAAUUAUACUGUAAUGGGUAAUAGUACAAUGGCAUAUUUAUACUAUGUUAUAGUUUUGCUGAUUGGUUGCCUUUGCAAAGUUGAAUGACAUGCGAAUGCCAAAAUCUAAAUCUGUACAGCCUACAGUAUGUCUUGAAUUUACCUCCAUUAUACAGUUAAUUCUGCACAGGUACUGAAAGUGCUUGAAAAAUUCUGUUGAUAGUAUAGUAAGUAUAAUAUACUGUAGAUUAAAUGAGAAAGUUCUUUUGAGAGUUAGUCCAUAGAAGUGUUCCUUCCACGAUUUGUCAUUUGCCUUUUUUAAAUGUAACUAUAUUUGAUUUUAUUUGUUAUCAUUGUAAACAUCAGAUCACUAUUUUGGAGAUAUUCUGCAUAUGGUUGCACAUGUCUCUUGACCUUAUGGUGUGUUCUCAUUUCAUGUUUUUGAAAUGCUAGAAGUAAUUUUAUACAUAAAGGCUGAAGACUAAACCAUUUGUUUUUAUGUAACUGCAGCCUGGU
This is a messenger RNA of Xyrauchen texanus (razorback sucker), 4372 nucleotides long. It is a transcript of the gene tapt1a, whose product is annotated as transmembrane anterior posterior transformation 1a. Gene Ontology annotation, cellular component: ciliary basal body; endoplasmic reticulum membrane. The record is from RefSeq and is a predicted model, not a curated record. Lineage: Eukaryota; Metazoa; Chordata; Actinopteri; Cypriniformes; Catostomidae. Gene Ontology annotation, biological process: maintenance of protein localization in endoplasmic reticulum; positive regulation of cilium assembly. The transcript is spliced from 14 exons. The coding region runs from base 1 to 1731 and encodes 576 amino acids.